AUAAUGGGUCUGACUGAAAUGUUCCCUCACACGUUCCAUCUUCUUCCUUGCUCUCUCUCACUAAAACCAUUUUCUCCCUGUAAAGCCAUGGACUCUGUUAGCCGGCAAUGUUUUCUCUCCGGCCACUCUCCCCUCGCCGAUUAAUUGAGCAAAUGCCAGGUUCCACUAAGCUUCGAGUUCCGGUUAGCCUUUCAGGUCACCUGCAACCUUGUGCGGCAGUUGAUGAGAGAAACAAGCUUGUGAUUCUCUAUAAAUAACUAAAUAUAUAUAUUUUAAUCUUCAGUUUUGUGGUUGGUUUGACUUUUCAUUUUAAAGUUUUUUUCUUUUCAUAAUGAAAAUUCCUAGCUCUGAUCGCUAUUACCUAAUUGUUCAAAAUAUUUGAUACUCUCCGAUCCGAUCGAUCUCAACCAUAGGAUUGGAUUAAUCCUUGUGGAGCUGUGUAGUGAAAAAAUAAAGCUAAAUUAAAGUUGAAUUUCGUGAUAUAAGAUAGCUAUGUUGGAUCUUAAUCUAAAUGUGGUGUCGAUCGAGUCGACUCAAAGGAACGUGGACGACCGAGUCGACUCGAUGGUGUUCUUGGAAAAAAUUCCUGAAGGUUCUUCGGGGACCUCGAAUUCAUCUAUUGUUAAUGCGGACUUGUGCAGCAAUGUUGGGGACGACGAGUCGUGCUCCACACGCGCCAACGCUGGUGACAAUAGUGCUUUCACCUUCAAUUUCGACAUAUUGAAGGUCGGUGAGGGCAGCAGUAGGAGCGAAAACGAGAAUGAAAUUGAGAACAAGAAUCAGAACGACCUCGUGGUAAAGGAGUUUGCGUUUUUCCCGGUGAGUGGAGGAACUAAGCGACAUGGAGGUGAGGUAGCGAGCUGCGAGGGAAAGUCUUCUGGAAACUGGAUCGAUCUUUCAUUUGACAAACAACAACAACUGCAGCAGCAACUACAACAACAACAAGAAGAAGGUGGAGGAGAGGUGCGAGUAGUUCAGCAACCGUCACAGGCGGUGAAGAAGAGCAGGAGGGGUCCAAGAUCAAAGAGCUCACAGUACAGGGGAGUCACGUUUUAUAGAAGGACAGGUCGAUGGGAGUCUCAUAUCUGGGACAGUGGGAAACAAGUUUAUCUGGGUGGAUUUGACACUGCCCAAGCUGCCGCUAGGGCUUAUGAUCGAGCUGCUAUUAAGUUCAGGGGAGUUGAUGCUGACAUAAAUUUUAACGUUUCUGAUUAUCAGGCAGAAAUGAAACAGUUGAAGGAUCUGACCAAAGAAGAAUUUGUGCACACACUACGCCGUCAGAGCAGUGGUUUCUCAAGAGGAAGCUCAAAAUAUCGAGGGGUGACACUUCACAAGUGUGGCCGCUGGGAAGCACGAAUGGGGCAGUUCUUUGGCAAAAAGUAUAUUUAUCUCGGGCUAUUCGACAGCGAAGUAGAAGCUGCAAGGGCUUAUGACAGGGCAGCUAUCAAAUGUAAUGGAACGGAGGCGGUCACCAACUUUGAGCCAAGUGUAUAUGAAGGAUAUAUGAUCUCUGAGGCCAGUAAUGCAGGCAGUGAGCAUAAUCUUGACCUGAACCUGGGGAUAUCUCCAGCAAAUGACAGUGGUGUGCACAAUCGAAGAAAUUCACAGAUGUCAUGCUCUCAGAGAUCUGCUUUGCAGAUGGACAACUCGACUGUUCCAACAGCAGGUGAUCCACCUUCCAUAGGAAUGAGGACUUCCAAGCACCCAAUUUUCUGGAAUGGUGUACAUGCUUGUUUUCUUCCAGCUGAGGAAAGAGCAGCAGAGAAGAGAAGUGAGUUAGGUCCUCCACAAGGGCUCCCCAACUGGGCGUGGCAACCGCAUGGUCAGGUGAGUGCCACCCCAAUGUCAAUGUUCUCAACUGCAGCAUCAUCAGGAUUCUUAUUUUCAGCCGCCCCUCCCGCCGCUGCCAUUCUUUCAUCGAAACUUCUUGACCCAGCUGCCCUCAAUCUCCGUUUCACUCCAUCCGCCAGUCCUUCCCCCAACACCUCUCAGUUCUUUUAUCAGAUGAAGCCACCACAGCCACCACCAUAGCUUAUCUUUAUAUACUCACAGUCAAUAGGCAUCAAUGACAGCAAUGGGCUUCAAAUUCAAUUGUGUGAUUCAAAAACAUUGAUUCAUGUACUAGCCAAGGACACCAUUUCUGACAUUGAUAAACCAUUACUAUAAUACUCAUGUUUAAUACAUCCCUUAAUAAAAAAUAAUGCUAAUGCCAUUUGAAGCGUU
This is a messenger RNA of Mangifera indica (mango), 2223 nucleotides long. Its product is annotated as ethylene-responsive transcription factor RAP2-7-like. Gene Ontology annotation, biological process: regulation of DNA-templated transcription. The coding region runs from base 493 to 2031 and encodes 512 amino acids. Gene Ontology annotation, molecular function: DNA binding; DNA-binding transcription factor activity. The transcript is spliced from 10 exons. The record is from RefSeq and is a predicted model, not a curated record. Lineage: Eukaryota; Viridiplantae; Streptophyta; Magnoliopsida; Sapindales; Anacardiaceae.